AUGCCCGACUUUGUAAAAGAGAAUUCUCAAGGCGAUGCUGAAGUUCAGUCUCAAAUCUUGAAGGAAAGAGAAGUUGUGGCUAAUCAAAUUGCGGAAGAAGACGAAUCCGAAAGGAAAACUUUAUAUGAACAGCUCCAGGAAAGUAGAGCCCAAAAAAGUGAAAAAUUCUCUCAGCUUGUUUCCUCUAGAAACUCCUCAUACAAGCUUGACGAGAAAUCUGCCCAGUUCUACAAUGAGUUGAAAGAAAGAGAGAUGGCGAAGGAGUCAAGGGACAAAGACUUCGAAAAACUUGAAGUUGAGAGGUUCAGAAUUCAGAAAGCGAAAGCAAAAGCACAGAGGAAAGGAAGCGGGAGUGAUGAGGCACCUCUUUCUGCAACUGUCCCAUUGACCCAAAAGGUUGCUGCAACUGCUACUGAAGCAAUUCUUAAUGGAGAUGAAAGCAUUAUAAAAAUAAGGAAAAAGCGACUUCCAGAGGCCAAAAAAUUUCAAAAUCGGGAAAAACGUACUCAACAAGAAGAAAAGCCAGUAGAACCUAAGAAAGCCAGCAUUCUACCUGGUAUCGAUGACUAUUCCACCAGUGAAGAGGACGACUAA
Dujonia railenensis is the source of this 594-nucleotide messenger RNA. Lineage: Eukaryota; Fungi; Ascomycota; Pichiomycetes; Serinales; Debaryomycetaceae. The record is from the annotation of a GenBank genome assembly.